CUCGCAUCCCUUCAUCAUGUCCACUGCUUCUAAACACGCCGAUGGAUUAGUACAGUCAGAACGCCCUGCAAAGAGGGUUCGUGUAUCUGGGGAGGCCGAAGACGAGGACGAGUUGGAGGACGGAGGUACGCCUCCCAAUGCUCAAGAGGAACCUCAAAAGGCUUCAGAUUUGUAUCUUGACACCAUCAAUAGAGCUGUAUUGGACUUUGACUUCGAGAAGGUCUGUUCCGUGUCAUCAUCGAACAUCAACAUCUACGGCUGCCUCGUUUGUGGCAAGUACUUCCAAGGGCGAGGGCGCAAUUCCUACGCAUUCGCCCACGCGAUUCACGACGACCAUCACGUUUUCAUAAACCUCGAGACAACUAAGGUGUAUGUUCUCCCCGACGGUUACCUUGUCUCAGACCCGUCUCUAGACGAUAUCUCGUUUGUGCUAGCCCCGAAGUUCACACUAGCGUCGGUCUCCACCCUCUCCACCCCCGAGCAUCUGCGAAAACCCUCCUACGAUCUGUCGAAUAAGCCUUACAUUCCUGGUUAUAUCGGUCUGAAUAACAUCAAGAGGAACGACUACAUGAACGUUGUAAUCCACUCUCUCCUCCAUGUGACCACUCUACGAGAUCAUCUACUCCUUUCAAACUUUCGCGGCAAGGAGCCAGAAUUGUUGAAACGUUUCGCUGGUCUUGCGAAGAAGAUGUGGAAUCCUCGCCUGUUUAAGAGCCAGGUCAGCCCGCACGAGUUCUUGCAAGAGGUCAACCGAGCCAGUGCUGGAAAGUUCAGCCUUGAGAAGCAAGGAGAUCCCAUCGACUUUCUCGGCUGGUUACUGAACCAUUUGCACAAAGAUAUGGGCGGAACCAAGAAGAAGAACUCGAGUUGGUCUUCCGGUCGACGCUACUGUGGACCACCUAAUGACCUGCUUUUGAUAGGCGUGAUCUUUUCCACGUUCCAAGGGGAAGUUCGGAUGGAGACUCAGCAAGUGCUCGUACGACCCGAUACCGGAGGUAAUGAGAAGCCCCGCUUCGACAUCGAUCGAGAGAUUAAGUCAAACGUAUCGCCGUUCCUGUUCUUGGCCGUCGAUUUACCCCCUCCGCCCUUGUUCCAAGACGCGGUUGAGAAAAACAUCAUCCCGCAAGUGAGCAUCCAAUCGGUCCUCGACAAAUACGAUGGUCAGAAGACGCAGGAAUCUUCGGGUCAAUUGAGACGUUUCAAGUGCCAGCGGUUACCGCCCUACAUCAUUCUCCACUUCAAACGCUUCACAAAAAACAUGUUCGUCGAGGAGAAGAACCCAACUAUUGUGAACUUUCCGCUCCGGGGUCUCGACUUUAAAGAUUACCUUGAUGCAUCAGCUGUACACCCUUCUACCGUUUAUGACUUGAUAGCGAAUGUGACGCACGAGUCCGCCGCAGGGACCACCCGGGAUAAGGAAAGCACAAUCUGGAAGGUUCAGCUGCGAGCCGGUGCGGGUGGCGGGGAGAACGAGCGUUGGUACCAGAUCCAAGAUCUCAUCGUCGAGGAGAUCAGAAAGGAGAUGAUAGUCCUUGGAGAGACAGUUCUUCAGAUUUGGGAGCGGAGACCAAGCAUCUCUCCGAGCAACGGAAUGGAGGCUGACAAGUAGUGAUGUAUGAGGCGUUCAGUCAUAGGCUUGUGUAGCGCUACUCGCUCGCGUCUGUGGUCUUAUGGGUUACGAUCGGCAGAAAUGUACGGCGUCAUACAGUCGCGCCUAGCUGCGCCCCGACUACCAUACAUCACGUUUAGGUGUGUUUAAUGGAAACGUCUGCCUUCGCCGUACC
This is a messenger RNA of Dichomitus squalens LYAD-421 SS1, 1784 nucleotides long. RefSeq names its product spindle pole body protein. The record is from RefSeq and is a predicted model, not a curated record. Gene Ontology annotation, molecular function: cysteine-type deubiquitinase activity; zinc ion binding. NCBI's taxonomy places the organism in Eukaryota, Fungi, Basidiomycota, Agaricomycetes, Polyporales, Polyporaceae. Bases 17 to 1609 code for a protein of 530 amino acids. Gene Ontology annotation, biological process: protein deubiquitination; mRNA processing; spliceosomal complex assembly. The transcript is spliced from 7 exons.